Scomber japonicus (chub mackerel) is the source of this 1321-nucleotide messenger RNA. RefSeq names its product surfeit 6 (gene surf6). The transcript has 4 exons. Gene Ontology annotation, biological process: ribosomal large subunit biogenesis; ribosomal small subunit biogenesis. Gene Ontology annotation, molecular function: RNA binding; DNA binding. Gene Ontology annotation, cellular component: nucleolus. Lineage: Eukaryota; Metazoa; Chordata; Actinopteri; Scombriformes; Scombridae. Bases 111 to 1190 code for a protein of 359 amino acids. The record is from RefSeq and is a predicted model, not a curated record.
CGAUGCUCCGCCCAGUUGUUUUUUACCCACGUGUGUGCAGAAAUUUGUAUUUUUAUCAGCUCGUUUCUGUCUUAGUGUGUCUGUUUUAGAGUCUCAUAUUAUUUAUCGACAUGGAUCUCGCCUCCAAGGAUUCAUACAUGCAAAAGUUUGCCAGUAAAGUCUUUUCUCAACGAGACCAGGAGCCGAGGAAGAGACCUUUUGCUAAGGGUCAAAAUGACACUGGUGCUCCUAAGAAAAAGAAGAAAAAGUGUAAAAAGAAAAAUUUCAAAGAAAGGAGCGGCGACGAGAAGAAACCUGCUCCCAAAUCACAACAGAAGCCUUCAGGUGCUCCAGGAAAACAGAACACUCCAGCCGCGGGAAAACUGACUGAGUCCAAAGCCAAGAGCGUAAACGGAGCUACAGCACAGACACCUACAGGAGGAAAUGCCAAGUCCAACUUCUCCACAGUAGAUGUUCUACGAAAGAGGCUACAUGAAAAGAUUGAGGAGUCCAGAGGCCAGGGAGCCCCAAAGAACGCUUUAUCCGAGGCAGUCCAGGCAAAGCGAGCAAAACGAAAGCUUGAACGAGAGCGCAAGAAGAGGAAGAGAAAAGAGUUCCGGAUGAAGAAACUGGCUGAAGAAAGCGGCCAAGAGCAGGAGCCGGAGAUAAAAAAGGAAGCGGAGCAAGCCCCGGCCGCGAGCAAAAGAAAUGAAGUCGCCAUCAUCUUCAACAAAGUGGAGACAGUGGAUGAGGAGUACGUGGACAAAAUCCUGAAAAAGAAGAACAAGAAAGAGAACGUUAAAGGUCAGAUAACGCCGCUGACGGGGAAGAACUACAAGCAGCUGCUCAGUCGCGUCGAGGCUCGCAAAGCAAAGCUGGAGCAGCUGAGGGAGAAAGACGAGGGGAAGGCUCAAGAGCUGGAGAACAAGAUGAAGUGGACCAACAUGCUCUAUAAAGCAGAGGGACUCAAGAUCAAAGACGACGAGGACAUGCUGCGAGCCUCGCUGAAGAAAAAGGAGAAGAAUCGCACUCAGAGGCAGAAGAAGUGGAACCAGCGUAGCGAGAACAUCGUAGAGAAGAUGCAGCACCGGCAGGACAAGAGAAGAAGAAACCUCCUGAAACAAAAGAAAGCCAAAACGGAGAAGAAGAAGAACAGGGCGAGAAAGAAGGGCCGAGUGUUGCCCGAGGACUUGAAAAAAGCUGCGGUGUAGUGGGGAAUGUGUUUUGUCUAAAAUAUGUCUAAAUAAGUUUAAAAUGAUCUUUUUAAAGACAUGAUACAAAGUUCUACUGCUGAUUGUACACAUUGUACCUUCUUUUCUGUCUAGGAGUGAUGUGAUGUGUG